Orbicella faveolata is the source of this 645-nucleotide messenger RNA. RefSeq lists its product as uncharacterized. The record is from RefSeq and is a predicted model, not a curated record. NCBI's taxonomy places the organism in Eukaryota, Metazoa, Cnidaria, Anthozoa, Scleractinia, Merulinidae.
UCGAUAGUUCCUCGAUAGUCCUCUCUACAAAGUAGAUGGUUGUUGGGCAAUUUUAUGAGAAAUUUCGAUAGCUGGCGCCAAAUAUGACAGGGGGAAACGUUCUUAAUCGUCCAAAAACGGCUUUGCAGAAAAACCUCAACAAGCUGACAAGAGUGAAAAAAGCACAGAAAAAGAAACAGCUACAGAAGAGUAAAGCAUCUAAACAAAGGGCCAAUCAGAAAGGUGGUGCUUCUGUAUCAGCCAAAAAGAAGAGACUUAUCAUGAAACAGAUUAAGAGACAACAAAAAGAGGAAAAUACAAUGGAAGUUGUUCCACAACAGCAAAGCAGUAAGAAAUCAGAAGGAAAGGCAAGCAAGGAGAGUGAGGCUGAGAAAAUGGACACAAGUUAGAAAAACUAUCAGGAACGAGACAUGUACAAGGAGAACUCAAGAAGUCGAUCAGUCCAGAAUGGACAGUCUUAGUUGUGACAAGCAGAUAUUUUCAGUUGCUCACUCUGCAUUUGCCUGGGGCAAGAUCACAUUGUCUGUGACAUCAAUAGCUCAUCUUUACUAAUUUUAAUACUCAAAAUGAUGACACACUAGUGUUGCGAGAUCGUCAUCGUCAACCUUAAAUUAUUUUGAAAAAUAAACCGUGUAGGUGACUACA